AUGUGGAAGGAUGACGAGCUACCUGAAGGUUACUAUAAAAACUUAAUCAGGUCUUUGAAGGAGAAUCUGGAUAUGAGGGAAGAACUUGUUGAGUUAGCCAUGUUGAGGAAAAAAGUGCAGGAGCAGGAGUAUCUACUAUCAAAGGAGAAGGAGUUGGUGAUGAAACUAGAUAAUGAAAUCAUAAAGGAGAAGGAGCAUGCGCUCAAACUUCAGAAAAAACCGGAUGCUUCCAUGCAGGAAGCUAUGAGGUUGAAGAUAAUCUUUUUGUGUGUUGUGGUGGGGUUGUUCAUUUGGUUAGUUAAAUCUAGUAAUUAA
Messenger RNA from Lactuca virosa, 315 nucleotides. The record is from the annotation of a GenBank genome assembly. NCBI's taxonomy places the organism in Eukaryota, Viridiplantae, Streptophyta, Magnoliopsida, Asterales, Asteraceae.